CUAAUACACAUAAAUUUCAGAUCCUAUUCCUCAAGAAACGUAACUUUAUUUACCACAAACUAGAAAAUGGAUCAUUGAUUUAUUCUAGGAAAGGGAAAUAAAGAAAUCAGGAUGUCGUCAAAUUAACCGGAAAUCUGUGUUUUCAUUUCAUCGAAGAAAUAGAUGGCAAAGGAAUCUCAUUGGACAUCUCUCUCAAAGUUCAGUAUGUCUGUGAUGAUGUUCUUAACAUCACUAGCUCUGCUAUCGGUAACAGAAUCAAAUGCCGCUAAGGUAAAGACGUACCAUGAUAAACGCCAGAUCUCUACCUUGUUACCAUAUCAGCGCCCUCAGAUAACAUCUCUGUACGGACUUCCGCCUAGAAGACGUUAUAAGCAGCCUCCAAUUUACCAGUAUAAUACAGAAUAUAAAAAUACUGCACAUAUUGCACGAGCGAAGCAGCCGCAAACGGGACUUCCAGGCUCACAGUAUUCAAAAAUAUUUAAAGCUCAGCCACAGAGACAGUACGUUUCUUAUUAUUAUCCUCAUCGGACCCACUACAGGGACUGGUCUCGGAAGCUUCUUGAAGCGAGUGCGUUUGCGCGAAAGCUACAGGAAAGUAGAAAACAAACCCUCCUGCGGCAGAAACAGAGAACGGAUCCGAGUGGUGCAGGGAUCAAGUUUUUUGUCGCUGGUGUAAAUCCAAAUGGAAAAGUCCUGCAACAGUUGGCUACUCAGGGGAAAGUUCAAAACGCAAACGGAAAUAUUGUUUCCAAUAAACCCUUAAAACAAAACUUUGCUGAAAAUAUUCCAAAUACUCAACUUUCCGGCGCGACACGACCCAUUCAGCUGAGUCCUUCACCAGCAACUGUUACAAAUAUGAACAACAAACCGCAAAGGGGACCUGCCUUUGUUGUCAGUCACCCAGAGAUUCCAGCAAGUCCACCUUUACAAGAUCAAAAUGCAAAGACGAAAACGAGUUCUAAUGAAAUGUCUCCUCGUCCGUUGUCAGUAGGGAUGACAGUUGGAAAUGAUAAAAAUGCUAAUCUUCAGUCGCAACCAAGACUUAUCCCCUCCUUCAACAAGGGAUCCAGCACCAAUUCAAAUGGCGCAAUUUUGAGUGAUAAGUUCGAAGGUGCUGCUUUGGGACCGAAAGCGCAUUCAUUACUUCAACCGACUCCCGCUCUGCGGUCAAGCCAAAGCGGCGACCUGCCACAUUUCCACGCCGAUGAGAAUAAAAAGCCUAACAUGAGCCACAUUUCUCUUGGCUCAGGAAUCAGUUUAAAUAAUGGGUCCCCAGCUAAUGAUUACACCUUGACACAAGAAGAACAAAGGAAUGCUCUCACUGGAAAAGAUCAGAAUCAACUGAUUAAUAAAGGUUCUGGAAAUCUCCUAGGAAAUUCACCUUCAAUAACCCAAGACAACUCGCAUCCUUUACUUCAAACGAGUAUUUCGGAUAAACCCGCGCAGGGAGGAAGUCAAGCAUCGUUGACGACUCAGGAGAUGAAAAAUGUUCAAGCUUCAACAAGCCCCGCUUCAAAUUCUGCUAAUGUUGAUAAAUCUACUGCUCAAGAGCUUAAGGCUGGUCUCGUGUUCGCCUCACCUUCCAGAACGCCAUCUCAGGCACUGGUCACACAACCGUCUCGUCCAAGAAUUGCACCAAACGGGAAAAACUCCUUCUCGAGAAAUGACUUACCAGGAGGUUUUAUUCAUGACCCGCAAACACAAUUAGACAAAGAGUUGGCUCUGAAGAACCUUCUGUUUCCACCGCCUGCUGUAUCGAAAAAUCAAGCUUUUGGCACAAAUCCUGUUGUCCCUUCAAAUUCUGCUCAAUUUCAGCAGCCACAGCAGGGUCCCCGCGCUCAAGUUGACAACAUGAUACCUACUUUCCCAGCCUUCCGAUAUGAUCGAAGACAUAACAUCCCACAAUCUCCUUCACGCAUUGACAAGAAGUCGUUUGUUCCGCAAAAUAACAAGGUUCCUUAUAAGGGUUCGUUUCCUCUUAUGUUGCACAAGUUUUCACCCUACUUCAAAAUGAAACGAAAUCUCAAACAAGUGGCGAGCGAACAGGCCAAGGCCAGAAGGCGAUUUCUUGAACUGCAACCUAUCAAAUGAUAAUUGUGGACCACCAUGUUGGGCUAGUAUCCUGGAUAAAUGUGCAGUUUGGUUGGAAGUAAAAGCAGUGCUUUUGGUAAACCCUUGUACUCCGCCAAAUGUAUUCAUAUAUCAUACUGGACUUGCCAUAGCCGUUUCCGAAAGGCGUUUUACCACACUGAGACGUCUUUUUGACACUAAGCGAAAUAGUUGGUACUCAAACUGGUAUUCAUUAGAAAUGGUAAAUAUAGAAGAUAGAGGUAGAGAAAUGACAAGCAAAAAAAAUGGAUAGAUUAGUUAUUGCGGGAUCCAAUAAAAGGCUGCAUACUGUACACAAGUAAUAGAGUUGAAAGAGUUCGCAGCUCGAUCUCAACAUGCAGUCACUGAAAUUGUUAUUCCGAACUUGUAUACCAUAUACCUGAUACGCUGAUCGUUUACGCAAUGAUUCUGUUUGAUCAUAGAGUUUCAUGAAAGCGCUUUUCUACUGAGUGUUGUAAAAUCGAAACCAAAGUAAUCACAAUGGCCGAUCAGAUAAAGGAAAACGCCUUUAAGAACCACUGAGAACUCAAAGUAAAUACGACCAAAUUGCCUAAAAGGCGGGAAAACGCGGGUGACCAAGUCGUAAUUUGGUUUUAGUUUUGUAUCUGAUUGGAUAAACAAUGACGCGAGUUUUCUGGACCAAUCGCAGAGCGAAAUAAA
Messenger RNA from Pocillopora damicornis (cauliflower coral), 2769 nucleotides. RefSeq lists its product as uncharacterized. NCBI's taxonomy places the organism in Eukaryota, Metazoa, Cnidaria, Anthozoa, Scleractinia, Pocilloporidae. The record is from RefSeq and is a predicted model, not a curated record.